CCGCGGCCGCAUCUCCCUCCUGGAAUCAGCCGGUGUUAGGCGAGCAGCGGACUGCGGCGGGCGAUCUGAUCGGGAAUGGAGAAAUACGAUUCUGAGAGAGAAAAAUACUAUUUCGAGAAGGAGAAAUCGGAGCGGGGUUCCCGGGGUCGCCAUCGACGGCUGGGGGAACGUCUCCCGUCGGCGGGAGCUCCCGCGGACUGCGGACCCAGCCGGGCGCUGCUGCUGCUGCUGCUCACGCUGCUGGCGCUGCCCGCGGCCGGGACCCCGAUGGUUGGCAUAGAGGUGCCUACCCAAGUGGACGGCUUCUUGGAUGAGUCUGUGAACCUGAGCUGCCAGCUACAGACUCUUCCUGGUGUCAGCAUCCAGAUGAGCCAGAUCACAUGGAUGAAGCAGGGUGAGGAGAGGAGCCUGGCCGUCUUCCAUCCCACCAGGGGGCCCCACUACCAGGAUCCCGGCAGGAUGAAGUUCCUGGCUGUAGGGCAGGGCACAAAGCUGCCAGAUGCCUCUCUGGAACUGUCUGCGUUGCAAAUUGAUGACGAAGCUAAUUAUACAUGCCACUAUGCGACCUACCCAACGGGCAGCAGCAAGGGGACCACUUGGCUGCGGGUGCUGGCCCAGCCCCAGAGCAGCGCCGUCGCCCUGAAUGCUGUGCAACCCCCGACCGCCCUCUCUGUGCCCGCGCCCGUGGCGCACUGCGAGGCCGCCGACGGACACCCGCCCGCGCGCCUCUCCUGGUCCGCUCACCUGCCCGGAGUCGCCAACACCACGCAGGGGCCCGGAUCGCGGCCCGGCACCGUCUCCGUCGUCAGCGUCUUCUCCGCGGUGCCCUCCAGACAGGCGCACGGCCAGGUCGUCACCUGCGUGGUGCAGCACCAGACCUGGGCGGAGCCGCUGCGGCUGCCCGUCCAUCUGUCCGUGCUCUACCCCCCUGAGGUCUCCAUCGUUGGCUAUGACCACAAUUGGUAUGUCGGUCGCCGUGAUGUCACCCUGAGCUGCGACAUCCAGAGCAAUCCAGUGCACACUCACUUCAACUGGACCACGACCUUGGGAACCCUGCCCAGCUCUGCUCAGGUCCAGGGCACCCUGCUCCGGAUCGCCAUGGUGGACGAGGCCAUCAACACAACUUUCAUCUGCAACGCCACCAACGCCAUGGGGACCGGCCAGGGAGAAGUGACCAUUGUCCUCACAGAGAGACCCCUGGCCUCCAUCUCACCUGGAGCCAUAGUUGGUGUCGUGUUGGUGGUACUCGGGGUAAUUGUGGGCAUAGUGCUGAUCUUCGUGUGUCGUCACCUUCACGGUCGGAACCAGUUGAACAGCUCUACCAAUGGGAACGUUGUGUAUUCAUCUGUACGCAAGGAGGACGUCCCUCUGAAAGACACAGCAGCCAGCAAUGGGGACUGCAUCACCAGCCCCGACUCCCACCAUGUGGAUUGAAUGCACAGACAGAGGGCUGGCUGCCUCUCCUUCUCUACAGCACAUGACCCGUCCACAGCCUGCAGCUACUCAGAAGACUGACAACCAGGGAAACCAAAGGUUCAAAACCAGCCCUCAAGUCUCCAUCUCCAGUUAAUUAGCAAAAAGAGCAUGGAGGCAUGGCACAAGUUGCCUAGCACCAGCUGAGCCAACGGAAGACCUUGGGCUCAACCUUGAGAUCCCUCCAGAGCCCACACUAGUCAGAUAUGCCCUCAGCCACUUCUGCCAUUUGCAAGAAAGACUGGAGAGCUCUGAAGACACCUAGGGCAUUUCUGAGGGGACCAGGCUGAGGUCUCCACUGCUUUUCCCAGAGGACUGGUGAGGACAGUGCUCAGUCUCCUCUGUUGAGUUAAUGACCAGCUGAGUGUGGUAGCACACACCUGUAAUCCCAUCUACUGAGGAGGCACCAUCCCAAGCUGGCCUGGGACCACCUUUAGGCCAGGAGCCUCCACCUCAGAACAGCAAAGUAAAUUUUUGUUUAUUUAUUUGUUGUAGGUCUGGGGGAGGAGUGUUAAACUGGGCCUGAGGGCUG
This is a messenger RNA of Dipodomys ordii (Ord's kangaroo rat), 2005 nucleotides long. It is a transcript of the gene Pvr, whose product is annotated as poliovirus receptor. Lineage: Eukaryota; Metazoa; Chordata; Mammalia; Rodentia; Heteromyidae. The record is from RefSeq and is a predicted model, not a curated record. Gene Ontology annotation, biological process: regulation of viral entry into host cell; susceptibility to T cell mediated cytotoxicity; establishment of mitochondrion localization. Gene Ontology annotation, cellular component: apical junction complex; focal adhesion; plasma membrane. The coding region runs from base 76 to 1434 and encodes 452 amino acids. The transcript is spliced from 8 exons. Gene Ontology annotation, molecular function: cell adhesion molecule binding.